CAUUUAUAUCUCUCACAUUACUUUUUCCUCUUCAUCUUCUUCAUUUUUCUCUUGAAAUUACAGCGAAAUUACGCUCUGAUCACUUCAUUUUCCUCUUAAAAUCACUCUUAAUUCUCCAUUCUUUAACGUGAUCAACCACCAUUUUUAUGAUCUUCAUCAGAGUUCUGAUCAUUGAUCGUGACUAAAAAAAGGGGAAAAUUCUGAUAGGAACCGAUGCCUGAUAGCAGUAAUAACAAUAAUUAUAGCAGUAGCAGUAAUAAUCACAGGCAGGUUAAGAGCAAUGCUGUUUCAAAUCAAUCCCCUGAUAAUAUUGAAGAAGGAUUUUGGCGGUUGAAAAUCCAUGGCAACGAUGAUCAGGGUGAUCUAGCUCCGUCUAGUCCAUACCCAGAUCGUCCUGGUGAGCCGGAUUGUGUAUACUAUCUGAGAACUGGAUUAUGUGGUUAUGGAACCAAUUGUCGUUUUAAUCAUCCUCCUUAUGCUGCACAGGGUAAUCAAUUUAAAGAAGAACUUCCAGAAAGAGUUGGCCAACCUGAUUGUGGAUAUUAUUUAAAGACAGGGACCUGCAAAUAUGGAUCAACUUGUAAAUAUCAUCAUCCAAGUGAUAGAAAUGGUGCAGGACCGGUCUCAUUUAACAUUGUAGGUCUUCCUAUGCGGCAGGAUGAAAAAUCAUGUCCAUAUUAUAUGCGGACUGGAUCAUGUAAAUUUGGAGUUGCAUGCAAGUUCCACCAUCCUCAGCCUGCACCACUUGGAGCUGGCUUACCUGUAACUGGACCAUCUGCCACUGGACCUAUGACUUCAUCAAAUACGCCUUCAUCAGGUCCUCCUUAUGUUGGUGGGUUGCCAACUUGGUCACUACCAAGAGCACCAUAUGUGUCUGGCCCUCGUUUGCAGGCUCCGCAGACUUACAUGCCUGUUGUUGUUUCUCCUUCUCAAGGUGUUGUUCCAGCACAAGGCUGGAACACCUAUGUGGGAAACUUGAGCCCCAUGUCUUCAGCUGGUGUUGUGGGAUCUGGUCUUGCAUACAACUCAAGGAAUCAACGCGAGUCCGGAUCUAGUGGACAAGUACAUAUGUUAUCAACAGAAAGUUCUAAUCUCCCCGAGAGACCUGAUCAGCCAGAAUGCCGUUAUUUUAUGAACACUGGGUUUUGCAAAUAUGGAUCUGACUGCAAGUACCAUCACCCAAAAGAAAGAAUUGCACAACUAGCAACAAAUUCUGUUGGCCCACUUGGUCUUCCCUCCAGACCUGGGCAGCCUGUAUGUUCAAACUACAGCAUGUAUGGAAUUUGUAAAUUCGGCCCCACUUGCAGAUUCGAUCAUCCUUUCCCAGCAUAUCCAUAUGGUUACGGUUUGAGCUUGCAGCCUUUGUCUAUAUUUGACUUAUCACUCUUAAAUUAUCCGAGAAUAUCUCCGCCGACUCUUUCAACCGAAAGUGGCGUCUCCCUAGUAUCUAAAUUUCCUGAUUGGGUGCAAAAUCCUGAAAAUGCAACCCGUAAACAUCAGAAUUCAGACACUAAUAUUAAGAUAUCCGAAGAUCAAUCUGAGCAGGCUGAUUCUCCACCACCGCACUCCUCACAAGCUUCUUCAGAACCAUCGCAUGAUUGAUUUUGAUUUCGUCGAGACCACGUGUUUCUGUUUUCUGUUGAUACUUUUCGGAUAAUUGGUACUUUCUAAAGGAGAUUUUUGAGACAUGUAUGUACCUCAUGCCCCACCUUUUCACCUGUGAUUCUGCGGAGUGUGGUAGGUUGUUUUGAAAUGAAAUGUGAUGAGCAAAAUCUGGGGGGUCAUGGGGCAUUUUUUUGUUGUGAAUAAAAUGCAGGUGAAAAUUUGUAAUAUUUCUUGGAUAUGCUGAUAUGAUAUCCAUCUGCAAUGAUAAAGAUUUUUGCAA
Molecule: messenger RNA, 1885 nt
Organism: Mercurialis annua (annual mercury)
Lineage: Eukaryota; Viridiplantae; Streptophyta; Magnoliopsida; Malpighiales; Euphorbiaceae
Product: zinc finger CCCH domain-containing protein 3-like
Exons: 7
Coding region: 214-1602 (462 amino acids)
Molecular function (GO): mRNA binding; metal ion binding
Source: RefSeq, a predicted model, not a curated record